AUGCUUUUUUUGAUGCUAGCAACGUGUGUUUCGUCGUGUCCGCGCAUCGUGAAAAUUAAGAAUCUUCGACGAAAGUACCACAAAGAUAGAAGACUCGUCACCUUCACGUGCAAGUUGGGUUUUGAACUAGUUGGUGCCAAAACAGCCGUCUGUAAUCAAAAUAAAUGGUCAACAGAGCCUCCAAUAUGCAUUGCCCCGGGUUGUCCACUCUUGGAAUAUGAUGACAAUGUCCUCGAUGUGACUUAUACUUACCGUGGAUCUUUGGCUACUUUUCAAUGUAAAGCCAAUUACGUAAUGGAAGAUGAAGACAAUCGAGUUUAUUGCAACAAAAGAGAAUGGAACAAACCUCCUCCAGUGUGUAAAAAAAAUUCAGUAAGAAAAUCAUGCGAUUAUGAAGAUGGAAUUUGUGGUUGGACACAGGACUUGGGUGACGAUUUUGAUUGGAAAAUACAUUCGAAAAAAACUUCGACCAGAUACACUGGACCAUCGAAUGACCAUACAUAUGGAAACGUAAGUGAAGGUCAUUAUAUUUACACUGAAGCUUCCGCUCCACGUCGACCCGGCGAUCAGGCAAGAUUGCUCUCCCCUUUAUACAACUUCAAAAUGCAAGCCGUCUGCUUCGAGUUUUGGUUCCACAUGUGGUGUCCUUCUCUAACAAAAGAGACGGGAUCCCUUCAGAUCUAUGCCAUUUCCAAAAAACAAUUAUUAACCAACUUGGCACCAUUGAUGACGUUGACAGGAGAUUAUGGAAAUUCCUGGAAGCGUAAAAGAAUUCAACUUGAACCAAUGCAAGACACUUUCCAGAUCAUUCUUCAGACAACGUCCGGUGAAAACCACAAGAACGAUAUUGCUAUUGACGACAUCCAAUUGUGGGGAGGUCUUUGUGAAGAUACUCCAAACAUCACGAAUCCAUUCUUAACUAAAAUUUUAAUGAAAAUUACAACUCCAAUUUCCUUUCCAGUCUCAUACAGACUUCUCAGAACAGGGUCGCCUGCGGGUGCUCACGUACGUGACGACGAUGUGCCGACCGAUCGUGGUCUCUUCCAUCUGGCCUCUUCCGUCUCGCUCGACCAUUUUGUUCUGAAACAAGGCGCGCAUAGACGCUUGCAUCAACAAUGGCUGGGAGCGGAGACAAGGAUCACAGUGGUAAGGGCCGGUCGAAAAAAGAAGCUGGUCAGCAUACCAACCAUGCAGACCCCGGGGGUCACACCAGAAAAGCCGUCGUUAAACUUGUUAACAACAGCCACAAACCGCAACAAAGUGGGCCGGCUACCAAAGGGCCUGACUCAGCGAAAAAAUGAAACGAAGCUGCUUUUGAUUCUCUGUGGUGAUAAAAUGAAAAGAAUCAAUAUGGUAUUUUUGUCCUAUCAGCCACCCUUGAUCUUCACGCAAAUUACCAUCAAACUAUCCAAAGCUUAUUCUUUUGAUUAUUGCAGAUGA
Acanthosepion pharaonis is the source of this 1440-nucleotide messenger RNA. The record is from the annotation of a GenBank genome assembly. NCBI's taxonomy places the organism in Eukaryota, Metazoa, Mollusca, Cephalopoda, Sepiida, Sepiidae.